UCCGAUCGCUCUCGCGCUAAAUCCUUUUAUUCGCCAUCCUCUCCAGAAAUCCUAAACUAUUGAACCCGAAUUCGAAAACAAUAAAGUUCGGCAGAAGAUGGACUUGCAAGGCUUAUCGGCGAUAUGCUCUGAUCUUGGAAUUGCAGAAGAGGAUGCCAAUGGCAACCGGAUCGGUUACUCAAAGAGCAAGUACUGCUUAGAUAAUUUGAAAGAUUUGCUAAGGUUUUUGAGGCGUGAUGACCCACAGAAUCGGGAUGUUUUUAAACAAGUCUGUAAAUGGAAGAUUGUGGAUCAGGAUUUGGUACCCAUUAUUGAACACUGCCAAGAUGACACCAACUUGGUUUUAAAUGCAGUGAAGGUUCUUGUGUUCCUAACUAUGCCAAUUGAGCCUUCGUCAAAUGACAUUUUACAACAGAUAGAGUUUCUAUGGAGGUUGAAGUCUUCAAUUACGUCCAGUGACAUUAUUGCAGUUAUAGUAUCACUUCUGGAAAGCCCACUAGAAAAUUUAGAAAGUGAUGUGUUCACGGAGGAUGACUGGAAAUUGGUGCAGCUGGUACUUACUUUAUUCCGAAACAUUUUAGCUGUUCAAGAAAUUUCACUACAGCAGAAGGCUGGGGGAACUGCCAGUCAAUUUGUAUCACUCAGAGAUGGAUUUCUGGAACUUUUGUUUCAUGAGAAUGUGAUGGACUUAGUUUUGGUCAUAACCCAGCAUAUUGGGGAUUCCCGUAGCUAUCUCUGUCAAGAUAACUUGCUUUUAUUGGAGAUUUUUCAUUACAUAUUUAUGGGUCAAGAGCCAGAGUUGAUUGCAAACGCAUGUUCAAAAGGUCCUAAGGUGGAUGGAGGAGACACCACAGGUUCUCUAAAUAGUCUCAAGUCUAUAAUGGAGGAAGAAGAAGAAGAGAAAAAAAGACUUUCUAGACUACACAACAUGGAUCGUCAUUCACAUUUUAGCGGAACAUUUACCCAGCUUACUUUGGAUGGUUCUAAGGCAGUCUUGAAGGGAAAACCUACUUCUGCCUCUUGUAAUACCUUGCUUAAACCACAUAGUCAUCGGGGUCCAAUAAAAAAGAUUGCUUGGGAUCAUGGGACAUUGCCUUCAACGAAGGAUGAGAUUUUAGAAUUGCUUCAUGAUUUCGUAAACCAGUUUUUAUCAGGGGGUUACAAUGUUUUGAUGCAGUCAAUUCGUGCGGAUACUGAAAAGGAACACCACGCAAUUCAGAACAGUGAUGUCAUUAUCUUCUUUCAGGUUGCUCAGUUUGUUACUUCUUUCCAAUAUCACAAGUCUUCAAUUUCUAAGCCAAGCAUCGGUGCAGAAGCAGACACAACUGAAGCUCCCACCCAUAAAGAUGCUGAUAUUACAUUCUUCAGAGGUGAUGUAUGUGGACCCAUUGCAGCAUCAAUGAAUGAGUCAAUGUUCCAACUAGUCAUUUCAAAGUGGCGUUAUGCAUUUGAUGGCUUGAAGGAAACACAUGACUACAAGUUUCUGUCUGCAGCUGGUUCUCUUUUGAAAAUUAUGAUUCGAAUGCUAGAUUUGGUGCUUAAGUUAUUGCCAGAGAACUCCAAGGAGCCUCAAACAGCCCGCAUACUUCUGUACAAGUUAUUUUAUGACCAGACUGAUGAGGGGAUGACUCAUUUCCUGAUAAAUUUGCUCAAAUCAUUUGAUACUCACAAACAACCCAGAAGUGAUCUUGCAGAUCUGGUAGAGAUGGUUUAUAAAGUUUUACGACUAAUGGAAAACCUUCAAGCAUGUGGAACUUUGAGGGUUUCUAAAAAAUCAAGGAAGGCUAGGAAGAAAAAAAUACCCAGUGAGAAGGAAACAGAAAAUACACUCGUAGGAGAACAUGCUACCACUCAGAAAGAGAUCAGCAUCUCCAAUGGUGAACAUUCAACAGAUGUGAGUGUGACAGAGAACAGAAGCCUAACCACAAGUUCCAAUGGGAAAGAAGAUAUCAAUAUCCCUGUUCAGCCUGAUGAAUGCAAAAUAUCGUUUUUGGAGACAGAAAAUCUCCAAGACAGUCUGGCACAUAUAGAUUGCAAAAUUUCUGAUGAUGCCAAUGGUGAUCUUUGUUAUAGCACCGGUGAUUCCUCUGCUGAUGAGCAGGUAGCUGCAACUGAUGAAGUUGAUUUUAAGGUGUCAAAUUUGAUUUCUGCUUUUUCAAACAACAACAUCAUCCAGAAAUUGUGUUGGUUGCUUAAGUUUUAUAAGAGUAAUUUGACCAGUACAAAUCACUACAUAGUAUGCAUGCUGCGAAGGAUCAGUGAUGACCUCGAGCUCUCCCCAAUGCUGUAUCAGUUAUCACUUCUCACUACAUUCUAUGACAUCCUAGUUGAGCAGAAGUCAUCUCCAUGCAAGGCAUAUGAAACCAUUGUUGAUUUUUUGACAAAUUUGGUCAGGAAAAUGCUCAAAAAGAUGAAAAAUCAACCCCUACUUUUUGUGGAAAUUCUCUUCUGGAAGACUCGCAAAGAAUGCCAUUACAUUAAUGCUGAGUAUUUAUUGCAUGAGCUUGGCCAUUUGAAGAAAGAAAGUAGAAACUGGGCAAACAGUUUAGGGGAUGAAGAAAUUGGUCACUCACUGGACAAGGGAUGGACAAGUAGAAGCAUAGCUGAUGCACUUGGUGAAGACGAAGCUGAUGUUGUGCUCUCUCAUGAGCUUGGACAUGAGAACAGCGGAGAAAAUUUUGGCAAAGUGAAGGGAGGUACUGCAUCUAUUCCAGAUAAUGAGAUCGAUGGGCAAGAAAAUUAUGACAAUGGGGCCCAGGCAAUAGAGAAUGAAACUGAAAAGGUUUCUAGAAAAAACAAGCGACUUGUUAUUGGGGCUGAACUGGAGAUGAAAAUUAAGGAUCUGUAUGAGAAAUUCAAGGAUGACCAGAACUGUAGUCAUCUUAUUGCGAAAGCUCUUGAUCCUGAUGGUAGAGUUUUGCCAGCUCAAAUUUCCAACAAGCUUAAACAGCUUGGACUGAAAGUUGUCCGAAGGAAAAGACUGCGCCAUGCUCAAGAAUCUGUUUCCACUGGGCCUAGUCAAAUUGAUGGAGAUGGAAGAGUAGUAAAAGCAAUUAAUUCUCAUUGUGAAUCAAACAGUCAGCCGCUGCGCACAAGAAAAAGAGUCCAUGCCUUCAGUGAAGAUCAGGAAACUAACAUUAGAUCUCUAUAUGAGCAAUUAAAAGACCAUAAAAGGUGCAGCCACAUGAUUGCAAAUGCAAUGGACGGUGAUGGUAAAUUCACAGCUUCUCAAGUUUCUCGUAAGCUUAAGCAGCUUGGUUUAUAUAUUCCUCGGAAGAAGAGGUCCGCAGCCGGCAUGCUGAGAGAUGAGGAUCUUAAUGACUCUAAUACAAACAAAGAGCAUGACUCUGAUGAUGAGACGCUGUUAUCAUUAAUGAAAAGGGCCAAAAAGGAUCAUAGCAGAUUCAGUGAAGAGUUACUAGAGCAGACUACUGGACGAAAAGUGUCGGAAGAUGAUUCUGAUGAUGAAAUCCUAAGCUCUGUUCUCAAGAAAACCAGGAGACCCCUUUCCAAGCCCAUGGAUCUGAACUCUGCAGCCAUCUCAAUUCAGGGAACAUCAAGCAGUAAUGCUCUGGAAGAUGGAGUUGACGAAGGCUCUUCCUUCAAGCAUGUUAGUCCGAAUGGCACGGCAGAAGCUGAAGUCAGAGGCACCGGCACUGGCACUGGCAAUCCAUUAGAUGCUGGACCUGUGAAAAAUUUGGAGGAUUUGCAACAUGAGCAAAUGGACAAUGACUUGGCGGAUUCAGGGGAUGAAAUGGCUCAUGGUGCAUUCCCAGAGAGUGGCGUAAGCAGAAGGAAGUUGAGGAUGGUACUUGAAGAUGAAGAUGAUGACUGAGUGCAUCUCUCUCUCUACCAUCGUGACGUGUUGUUAUCGAAAGUUGCGAAGGAAGUCAUCCAUUUUUCUUGAAACUGCAAUCAGAUUUUGUUUUUAAGAUUAUUGAUGUUUGUGUGUAGUGUAGAUUGUGUAAAGGGACUCGUCCGUAUAUGGACACGGGGAAAAAGAUUGUACAGGUUGGACAACUGUCCACGGAUGAAAAUUUUCUUGUUUCUAUAGUUUAACAUA
Messenger RNA from Prunus persica (peach), 4063 nucleotides. RefSeq names its product protein timeless homolog. Gene Ontology annotation, cellular component: replication fork protection complex. Gene Ontology annotation, biological process: replication fork arrest; DNA repair; DNA replication checkpoint signaling. Lineage: Eukaryota; Viridiplantae; Streptophyta; Magnoliopsida; Rosales; Rosaceae. The coding region runs from base 98 to 3835 and encodes 1245 amino acids. The transcript is spliced from 19 exons. Gene Ontology annotation, molecular function: DNA binding. The record is from RefSeq and is a predicted model, not a curated record.